CCACCACCCCCUCCCGCUUCCCCCCCCAAACUUCUCCUCUUCUCCUCCGCCCCUUUCUAGGGUUUCCAUUUCGCCCUCCAUCCGGAUGGUUUGAUGGUGCGUGGAGGAGGGAAGGAAUUAUCUUUAUCUUCUUCAUCUUUCGAUUUUUCUGUCUUUGAAAUUUGAGGGGAUUUCUAUUUGGAGAUCGGAUUCUUGUCGUAAUUGAAGGGAUUUGGUUAGUUUCCUUGUCGAAAUCAGAGGAAAGAUCGGAUUUUUGCGGCCUCGAAGAUCCAGCGAGGAUUUGGAAGGAAAGGUCGAAUCGAUCUGUUUCUGGGCCUUUGUUUUCCUCGAUAAUUGUCUUCAGUCUUCCUCUUCUGCGGCUAUGGACACGGCCUCGCCCUACUGGUGCUACCGCUGCAGCCGCUUCGUCAGGGUCUGGCCGCACGACGCCGUCGUCUGCCCCCACUGCGACGGCGGAUUCCUCGAGGAGGUGGAGACCCCUCCGCGUUUCCCCACCGCCGGCGGCGAGUCUCGCAGGCGACGCUCCCCUGUCGCGGCGAGGUAUAUGGCGAACGAUGAUGGCGCCGCGCCCCCCUACCACCAGCACGCCGACCUUCGGUUCCGCCGCCACCGUCGCACCUCCGCGGGCGACCGCUCCCGCUUCAACCCGGUCAUCGUCCUCCGCGGCCCGUCCGCAGGUGGCGGCGGGGAUGCCGACCGCGCCCCUGCUGCCAGCUUCGAGUUCUACUACGACGACGGGGCGGGAUCCGGCCUCCGGCCCUUGCCCGAAAGCGUGUCGGAUUUCUUGAUGGGCUCGGGCUUCGAGCGGCUCCUGGAGCAGCUCACCCAAAUCGACAUCCGCGGUAUUGAUGGCGGCCGGGCGUGCGAGCACCCGCCCGCAUCGAAGGCUGCCAUCGAGUCGAUGCCCACCAUCGAGAUCGCCGCCGGCCAUGUCAAGAUGGACGCCCACUGCGCCGUCUGCAAGGAACCGUUCGAGCUCGGUACCGAGGCUCGGGAGAUGCCGUGCAAACAUAUAUACCAUCAAGAUUGCAUCUUGCCAUGGCUUUCGCUCCGGAACUCUUGCCCUGUGUGCCGCCAUGAGGUGCCUGCAGAUGUCCGUGGAAGGGGUGCGGCGGAGACGGACGGUGAUGAACAGGCUCCCAUGGGUGGGAACGCGGAGGAUUUGGUCGGCCUCACGAUAUGGAGGCUGCCGGGAGGUGGGUUUGCAAUCGGGAGGUUCUCAGGGGGGAGAAUAGCCGGGGAGCGGGAGCUUCCGGGAGUUUACACGGAGAUGGACGGUGGAUUCACCACCGGUGGUGCACCCAGAAGGAUCUCAUGGACCUCUAGAGGGAGUCCGACGAGGGAGAGAAGAGGAAUUGGUCGCGUAUUUCGCAAUUUCAUCUCAUUUUUUGGGCGCUUCCGCUCAUCUUCGUCCGCUUCUUCAAGAUCGAGUUCAGAUUCUGGUUCCCUGUUUCACCGAGGCGCCUCAGACAUUUGGCCUUCGAUAGGAGUUCACGAAGGCGCAGCUCGAGUUGGGCAAUGGAAGAUGGGAAUAUUAGAGCAAUUACAAGAUGGUGACAAAGGAAAAAGUCGAAGAAAAUUUGCCUCCUUUGUCUAAUUUCAAGUUACAAUAGUUGUAGCUAUCCGUUUUUUCUUUCAUGUAAGAGGAGGAAAAUAGGAUCAUAACAGAUGGAGAUCAUUGUUUUUUUCCUCCAUAAUUCCGUUGUAAGUAGAAGAUAUUCGGGAAAUUUUUUUUGCAGUUUCUUGCUAUUUGUGAUCUCUUUUGCCGCUGGGGAUUAAGCAGCUGUAGUUUUUGAGCUGGACUUUGUAAUAUUAGGAAGGUACAUGCUCUGUGAAUAAUAUAAGAUUCAUCAUUUAUAUUUAA
This is a messenger RNA of Phoenix dactylifera (date palm), 1864 nucleotides long. RefSeq names its product putative E3 ubiquitin-protein ligase RHC2A. Gene Ontology annotation, cellular component: cytoplasm. The record is from RefSeq and is a predicted model, not a curated record. Lineage: Eukaryota; Viridiplantae; Streptophyta; Magnoliopsida; Arecales; Arecaceae. Gene Ontology annotation, molecular function: ubiquitin protein ligase activity. Gene Ontology annotation, biological process: protein ubiquitination.